ACACUUCUGCUGUACAAGCUCGCUGGGAAGAGUGGGAUUCAGUGUAAAUUCUGCAAGCACGCGCGCAAAGUGAUUACCGCUAAGCUCCAAGAAGUGAAGAUGGUCGCUUGGAGCAUGUGAAGCUCCUAAGAAAUCAUAUAUCAUUACAAGGAAACACUAUAUCAAUUAACAUUAUAGAGUGACAGCGAGGUGGGCCUAUCUACUUACCUGCCCAGCGUGUGGCUUGGAUUUGUACACAUCUAUACUGGGAUCUUAUUCUUUGACUAGUUGGAAUACAUCGCUGUGUUGGUUAAUGAGGGAGAUUCCUUGAGAGGCUAGACUCCAAAUUGGUGGACUCAAACUAAGAAUACUCGGAUCUUAAUUUAUUCUCUUGAUUCGCGAAUAAGCGGAUUGCAAGGUAAUUGGACCGUCGUUUUAUCCAAAGUUUAACGCCUUGACUAGGCGGAAGGAAUAACCAUGGAGAAAGUACGUUGCUGUUUCUCGUGUUUCUUACUCCUCACGGCGAGUCUACUGCCUACAAUAAUUGCACAAUCUUCUUCACAAUCAUCGUACGUGGAAUUCAAUGUUCUCCAGGAUGUUGGUAUCUCGGCUGCAUCACCGGGUGUAGACCUUGUGAGAGGAGAGGAAGAGAACUCGGUAGCAUAUAAGAUCAAACCAAGCAAGGGUGACAUCGCAGCGAAUACUGUGGAGGUGCAACGUCUUGGGGAGGCUAUGAGUGAUGACGGUGGCUUCGUCCUCGUCGCCAAAGUCAAGAUGGGACAGAAAGCCCGUGGUACCGUUGUGUCCAUCGAUAACCAUGCUCACACGAACCGACUCUUCGGUUUGGUGAUCGACCGCAAGGGUGAUAAGGUCGUCAUGCCAUAUUCGUAUACAAGGGAUGGUGUCACUUCUGAGGAUUCCUUAGAGUUUUCAGGCCUUAACCUCGUUGAAACGGAGGAAAGGGAUUGGCAUACCUUCACGUUGGAUGUGCAAGGAAACUUUGCUAUCCUCUAUGCAGAUUGUACAAGGAUUGGUAUACAGAUCAUGUAUGGAAGCUUCGUCCAUGACGUCACACCGGAUCAGUAUUCCCUCAGGCUUGGAAAGGGACUCAAGGGACGAAAAGACGUACCCGACUUUAAGGUAAGUAGGCCGAUAUGCAACAUUUCACUGAAAUGAAAAGGCGUUUGUUACGACAGUACAGGCGAUGGGCGUAACUUAACUGUGUACGGAUGUUAAUGCGAUUUGUCAUGGUUACUUGGAAGACAUGUUAUGUUUCCCAAAUAUACUUUAAUUUUGAGGGGCAUUUAAAAAAACCAAGCUUCGGGCUUAGAAGCUGUGCAUGCUGUGGAAGCCUUUUAGGUUUUUCAGGGGAUUUUCUUUAAACGUGUGCUAUUCUAAUACCACUCCUAAUACCAACACAAUAAACUAGUUUUAUUGGUAUCACAGCAUUGUAUACACGUAAUACGCAAUAUUGUUCAUUCAGGUAUUUUGACUUGAAAUAGGGUAGGACAGGUUCCCUUUCAAUUCUAAAUCAGAAGUCGCUGAUUUAUGAGAUCCUUUUGCGACUGUCUUCAGAUAAACAUACAAUGCACUCCGCAUCGAUUCAGAACAAAACUGUGCAGUGUCACGAUUCUUGGGAAAUCAUUCAUAGUUCGGACUGAGGUAUUAAAAAGUAUACAUGUAUAUAUGCAUGUACGGUAUCUUGAGUCAGUAUUUAUUCUCUAAUCUUGAUAUCAAAUAACUUUUAUUCAGUAAAAUGAAUAUGAUUUAUCUUCGAGGACACUUACAGAUUAUUAAGGUUGGAGAAAACAUUCGUAAGAACUCGGAGGUUGUAUUCAUUACCCCUUCUAGCUUCCUGAUAAGUGAUUGCAUCAACACGAUACACUAACGAUACAAUCUACAUGUAGACACCCCGGUGUGCGAAACCAGGAGAUUAAAUUUCGACCUGUCCAGUAAUGUUAACAACGUGAUGAAAUGAUAUACACUCUUUUCAAUACAUGGGACUGUAUACAGGUAUAUUGACCUACUAAAGCUACACUAUCAUGGCUAUCGCGGAGGACUUAAAUCUUCAAAGAGUUGCGUGCGUGAUUAUCAUCUUGAUAUUUCAAUAGCUAAAUAUUUUUUUCGCUAUUUAAGAUAUAGUGCACAACUUUAAGUGGAAGCUAAUUGUUCUGUAUUAUACGUUCAAGAUUAUAUUUCUAUCGAUACGUCUGAUAUCUAGAAUAAUUGUCGCGUUGAACAAACGCAAUUUAAUUUGUUCUGAUAUGGAAAUGAGAUAAUCAAAGCUAAUCAAAGGAAAGAACUAGGCUAAACGUUUGGCUGAGCCUGCUCUAUAACUCCACACCUGUGAAAAAUUAUAAUGAAAAUAAACGAUGCUAUGUUAAAAGCCAGACCUUUGUCGGUGCCAAAGGAAAUAUAAAUCUACAAAGGGGUUACAUAAAAUAAUAACAAUACAUGUAAGCAGAAAAGUAAAAACUCUGACAAACCAGGCUUUCGUUUUGCUGAUAAAAUAUAGAGAUAUUAGAAUGUCGUUGCCUAAUUUGUUAAUAAGCCUUUUGAUUUGUCAAAAGUGCAGUUCAUUUGCUAUUUGGAUGUCUCACUCACCAAUAAGGAGUUUCCCCUCCAGCAAGUUAUAAUUAACAAAAUAAUAAUGUACGCACGUUCCUCGCUUUUAGAGCCAUGCAUAUUGAAAUGAAAGCAUGUUGCACGGCGAUCUAUCUUUGAUAACAUUUCUUUACACUGUGAACUUUCUUGGAUGGUAGUAAUUUUUAGUUUACUUUUUUUUUCGAAUCGACUCGAACGUGUUAUUUUAUCAGAUUGAAACAAGGUGAUUUUAAAAAAGUCAUUGUCGUUUCGUCAUUUGGGCUUGUAUCUAUCAUUUUGAUAUGCAUUGACGGUUAAAAUUGUUUUCAUUUCAAAUCAGCCAAUUAAUCAUGUUUGAGGUGGUAUAUGUCACCUUAAAUCAAACAUAGGCCUACUAUUCUAUAGAACAGUUGCAGUAUCCUAACCAUUGCUACAAGGUUGUCUGUUUCUCAUCCAGAUAUCAUCAAAUAUGUGUGAUGACGACAUAAACCUUGGAUGUUACCAUUAAACGAACAUACAGUUCGGAAUAAAGCACGUACAUCUAUUAUCUACGAAUAUCACGCCAACUUUAUCACCCCAGUGGAGUUUCGUCAAAAUAUCAGUUACUGUGUUGCUUUAUCGCAUAUCGUAUAUAAGCAAUGGCGAACAAAACAACGGUUUAAUCUUACAAAUUAUAUUCUAAUUUUGUGGGUUUAUAAAGUUAUUAAAAAUCUUUAUAUAUUUUCAAAAUGUAUCCAUGAACAAGGCACAACAUUUCAGUAAAGAUAUGCAAUUUUUAAGCAUCAGUACAAUACAGUGUACUUCAUAACUGUUAGUUCGAAAGUUGAGUAAAUGAUAUAAUUGUCUCGACAUUCUAACUUUUUGUUAGAAAAGACACGCACCAAAGAAAUUGAAGUCUGUAGAGAGGAAAACUAACCUUUCUUUUUAACGCGUUCGUUGAAGCCGCAUGUUUCAGAAAAGACGGGAAUGCAGGAAUGUUAAUCUGUUCACCCUCCUUGAAACUUUAUUUAUUCUUUACUAAUACUACUGUAUACCUACUGGGUCAUAAAGAUCAUUCAUUAGUCUAACUUCAAAAUGAAUAAAAGUCAUUAUCUUUAAGGAAUGUUAAAAUCUUCUUAAAUCUGCGAAAGUCUAUGAUUAUAGUUGUGUAAACUUAAUUGCUCUUUGAAGCCCCGUUUGAAGCUUCACUCCCGAUCGCAAACCUUUUCCCGUGCGUAGGGCCUAUACUCAAAGCAUGAAGAUUCUUAAUCAUGUUAAACAAAUAGUAACAUCUACAGAAUAGCAUGUUUCUGUUCACAAAUAGGAUAAUUAAAGACAUGGUAGACAUACUGAUUUAUCAUAAUGAAUAUUAUUAGAGAGGAAAGGUGAUGUAUUUUUCGCCUCCUCUAAAGUUAUCGGAACGGGAAUGUGCAGUCAUUAGAUUGUCAAUAAAACGAAAGCAAGAGAUCUUCUUUUUAGUAAACGGAUAUGGCUUACAAAACUAUCUGUUCAAUUGGAUACAAAAACGAGUUGAAAUAUCGGCUUAUACAUGUAUAUCAAUCAAUAAUCAUUCAGAGAAGAAAUCUCUAUAAAAUUAGUCAAUAUUUGAAUAGAAAUAUAUUCUGUGGUGGACUGGAAAGAAGUUUAUCAUAUUUUCUUUUCUACAGACACAAAUAAUUGAUAAACAGAUACAUUGGUCUUAUUUUGGCCCGUAUCAUCUGUGCAUUAAUGCGUGUAACUCGCUACAUGCACUAAGCAUAACAUUGGGUCAGAUGCAUACAAAUAAUCAAUUGCUUUUGCAAGGCUUUUGCUUGAUUCCGUAUGCAUAAAUAUGAGCAAGAAAAUGCGUAUGAUAGUAAGUUCAAGCAAUCUCUAGUUAGCAUUUCCUUGACGGUUAUAUUGCUAAAAAGCGUAUGCAUGAAGUGAGCAUUUCGCUUGUGCGUUUAAAGGGGAAUCCAGCCUUGGCCAUAAAAUGUUGCGUUGGGAAGUAGAAAAAUAAAUUAAACAGAAUGGUAAAAGUUUGAAAGAAAUCGGACAAGCAAUAAGAAAGUUAUAGCUGCUUUAAAAUUGAGAUCACUAAUACUAUGUAGAUUUCAAAUUGGCAACUGGGUAAGUAAAUUAUGACAAGGGGCAAGGACAACUUUCCUAUAGGCCAUGUACUUUAUUAUCAGGGAUUUGUGGUUUUCUCCUAAGUACCCAUUCCCCUGGGGCAGUAAUCUAAAUAUAACCCAGGAAGUAUAUUGUUUUAUGUCCUCAUGAAAGAAAAAUUUAAUUUGAAAUGAAACUUUUGGGAAAAAUUACAUUUUAGCCAUAAUAUGUAUUGGAGUACAUGGAAGAGUAGUCCUUGCCUUACAUCACUAUGACAUCCCAUAUGCGGCCAAUUUGAAGUCUCCAUGGGUAUAGUGAUUACCAAUAUUUACAACUUUUAAAAAUUCAUUACUUUCUUGUUGUUUGUCCAAUAUUGUUGAAACUUUCACCUAUUAACUUGUCUGAUUUUUCUUUUCCUUAUAAAGACAAGUUUUUAUUUGGGUUGGAUUCCCCUUUAAGCACUUGCCUGGGGUUUUUCAAGCUCCGUCAGAGCAGCUUGAGCGUUUGCUUGAUCAGGACGUUUGCGUUUUCUUCCUAAUAAGUGCAAACCAAAUGCCAAAUGCAUCUGACCCAUUGGCAUUUCAUAAUGUUUUCAACGAAGUGGGUAUAUAGUUAAAUAGUUUGAACUGUUGAAUGCGGAAUAGUCGGACUUUAAUAUUGUCUAUUCUAAAUGAUUUAGAUAAGGUGGUUUCAAACCGCCUCGAUCACAAGAAUCCCCGUUAAAUUACGAGAACUUUUUUAGGCUGAAAAAUACCCAUUAAUUAUUCCUGCAUUCACACCACCCUGAAACAUACCCUUGUUGACCAGCUGUUAAAAGAUGUUCAUUAUUAUUGGUUAAAAAGGGAAGUAUAAAAUUGUUGGGCAAGAGAACAUUAGAUGUUUAAAAUAUUGCGAAAUGUUAGUUGAACAUUUUCCAAAGAAAUAAUGGCCCAAAAUGUUUUUCCACAACAAAAUGUGCAUGAUCCAUUUUACGCAACAGAUUGAGCAAAAUCUUCUCAAUACACGGGAUUAUAAAAACAAAUGAUACGCACACUGGUGUCCGUGAACUUUGGGGCACCCCUAAAAAGGUUCCACAACCUAAAUGAAAAAAAGGAAAGGGAAAAUGUUAAACUGGGUAAUGAUUUUCUGGAUAUAUGUAAAUAUCUGUCACAAAAUUAGCUUUUUCGUUUUAAAUGACCACUUUUAUCUUGCUCGUUUCGCUCCCUUGCGAUUUUUAAAGACAAUUUUCACGUAGGCCAUACUCUGUGCUCCCUCUAUUUUGCAACCCAUUUUUACUUCUUUUGUAUAACGUCAGUCAUCGUAAAAAAUGAUAAUAAAUCAAUGUAUAUACCUGACCAUAUAAUUCAUUCCGUUCGAGCACUUUUGUGAUCAUCAUCGUUUAUAUUCAUAUACGAAUUGUUUAAUUUGACCAUCAAUAAGAUGACUUGAGUCAUUUUUAGUCGGUGUUUUCCCUUGCAGGGAGUGAUAAAAAAGGGUCAUGGUCUAAGUUUGUAAAGAUUCUUUAGUCGGAAAUUAUACGUCAGUGACAUUGUAAUUCAAACUCUUCCUCUAUUUUACGC
This is a messenger RNA of Lytechinus pictus (painted urchin), 6188 nucleotides long. RefSeq names its product thrombospondin-1-like. Bases 457 to 1155 code for a protein of 232 amino acids. Lineage: Eukaryota; Metazoa; Echinodermata; Echinoidea; Temnopleuroida; Toxopneustidae. The record is from RefSeq and is a predicted model, not a curated record. The transcript is spliced from 3 exons.